UCAUUGUGGCCGGAUUUAAAUCGCUGCAGAAGGCGGCCUCUCGCCUCUAAGGAGCCGCCGAUCGGGAGCGGAGCCCCGGCGGCCGAGAACCGGCACCCGGAGCCCAAGCCGAACUCUGACCGGACGGAGGCCGGGCUCCCUUCUCUGACCUCCGCUCCCGGGGCUUGGGGAGGGGUCGCCCCGGCCUCGCUGCCGAUGCCCCCCGCCGGGGGUCGGGCGGCGCCCGCGUCCGCACUGAGACGCUGAGUCCCGGGACCCCGGCCCCGGCCCCCGUCAGACCGAUGUGAAGUUUGCUCGGGACUUUGACGGCUAUUCGGCCAUGGGUGGCAAACAGACGAAGGACAGAGGGGCAGCUGGCCCGGCCUAUGCCUCUGACCUCCGGACGAAGCCGCCGGACCCCGGCGGGGGCGACCGACCCCCGACCCUCGGACUGAAGGCGGAGGAGCGGCGGAGCAGGAGCGGCCCCCCGGCCCCCUACCAGCGGCGAGUCGGCCUGAUCCAGGACUUGGUGAGCCUGGCCAAGCAGGGGAGGCAACAGGAGGCGGCGCAGCUGCUGCGGAGCCUUCGGCAGGACCUGGGGAUGGAGUCGACCUCGCUAGACAAUGUCCUGUGCAGAUACGCCAGUUUCCGAAACCUGGUGGAUCCCAUCACCCACGAGCUGAUCAUCAGUUUGGCCCGUUACAUCCACUGCCCCAAACCGGAGGGGGACUCGUCAGGAGGCCUGGAGAGGAUCGGCCGGCAGCUGACCCACCACCUGAGCCCACACUCGCAGUACAGACGCCAAGGAUUCCUCAAGCGCAAGCCCCAGGCCUGUCUGAAAGCCGCCCUGUCCGGGAGCCCACCGAGCACCACCGUGGACCUGUCGGGAAUUGCGCUGACCCCGCGAGACCUGCCUCGCGUCGCCCUGUACCUGCAGCGCAGCUGGGAGAUGGUGUGCACGGUGGAGUUGGGUUUCACCGAGCUGACAGACGAGGGGUUCCUGCAGCUUCUGCCCACCCUGGCAUCACUGCCCAACCUCUGCACCCUGUCCCUCAACGGUAACAAGCUGACCCGGGCCAUCCUGCGCCAGCUGACCGAUGCCCUCAAGGACCUGGACAAGUUCCCCAGCAUCAGUUGGAUCGACCUCGGCAACAACGUGGAUAUCUACUCGCUGCCUCAGCCCUUCCUGGUCGGCCUGCGGAGGCGUUGCCCCAAGCACGGGAGCCUGCCCACCAUCUUGGAAUUCGCGGAGAGCCAGGGGGGUGAGCCGGCGGGCGAGGGCAAGGCGCCGGCCCAGGAGCCUCUGCUGGACAUGGCUGCCGGCGGCGCAGAGGAAUCUGAGGAAGAGGGGGCCAUGGGGGAGGCCGAACACUCGGUGGAACACACGUGACGUGGUGGAAUGUCGACCAUUGGGUGUCGGAGGCAUCGGCCCUGUGGGUCUCCUCUGACCAGAGCCCCUGGUUUAGGUGCAGCCAGCCUUCCUCGCUGAUACACUCUGGGCCACGCCGGCCCCAGGUGCUGUUCUUUGUGUCUUCCCUGACCGUGGCCCGCCUGCUCGCCACCCUCACUCUGCUGGAAAUGGACUCCCUGGGCAAUUAAGUGAUGGGACGUGGAGGGGCGAGUCCACACCGGUCACAGGACAAUGACUGCUGGGCUCUUUGCGUCUCCGUUCCCCCACGGGUCGGUCUGCCUGUCUGGUGUUCCCUGUCGCGGGAGCUGCUGGCGGCCAGACGCACGCCGCUGUCUGACGUACCGUGACCAGCAGAGCCCACGCCGCCUGUGCGGCGACUGGCCCCAUUGGUCAGCCAGGCAGCUGCUGGACGUCAUGGUUCCCUGUGGUGGUGGGGGUGCUGUCCGCAGCUGAGAAACGGUCCUCACCCAAGUGGACGGUGCUCAGUUGCCCCCAAACCUGACCCUCGCAAUGGGCUGGUACGGAACUACCCCGAGCCAUUACCCCACAUGCCUCACUCAGCCUCUCCGCACAGGAUCCACGCAUACUCACUCCUGUCCGUGGUUGGCCUCGGCCCCUCCUCUGUUCGGCCCUUGCCACUGGUCUGCCCCCUUCCUGCUUCUGCAGGGCGAGCUUUGCAUCCCCCCACCCAGCUGCUGGCCGGAGAUUCACCUGCCCUGGGUUUCUCUGACUCACCAUCAACAGCCCCCCAGCAACAGCUGGGAACGCUGGUGAUGGUCGGCAGUCCCGAUGGAGGGUCUGGCCUGAAACGUUGACUGUUUGUCCUCCUCCACAGACGCUGCCCGACCUGCCGAGUCCCUCCGGCAUUUCAGAAUCAGGUUUAAUAUUACUGGCAUUUGUUGUGAAAUUUGUUAAUGUAGCGGCUGCAGUACAGUGCAAUACAUGGUAAUAUAGAAAAAACAAGUAAAUCAGUUACAGUAAGCAGAUGUUUAUUAAAUAGUUAAAUUAAAAAUAGUGCAAAAUCAGAAAUUUUA
This is a messenger RNA of Hypanus sabinus (Atlantic stingray), 2424 nucleotides long. It is a transcript of the gene lrrc75a, whose product is annotated as leucine rich repeat containing 75A. The record is from RefSeq and is a predicted model, not a curated record. Bases 320 to 1369 code for a protein of 349 amino acids. NCBI's taxonomy places the organism in Eukaryota, Metazoa, Chordata, Chondrichthyes, Myliobatiformes, Dasyatidae. The transcript has 4 exons.